Molecule: messenger RNA, 2922 nt
Organism: Lonchura striata (white-rumped munia)
Lineage: Eukaryota; Metazoa; Chordata; Aves; Passeriformes; Estrildidae
Gene: ADPRS
Product: ADP-ribosylserine hydrolase
Cellular component (GO): mitochondrion; nucleus
Source: RefSeq, a predicted model, not a curated record
CUCGCUGCAAAAUGGCGGCGGCCGGUCCGCCCUCAAGCCCCGGGCGGCUCCCGGUUCGUCCCCGGCCCGGCCUCGCUCGGUUCCGAGGCUGUUUAGCCGGAGCGUUGUUGGGGGAUUGCCUGGGAGCUGUUUUCGAAGGCAGGAGCGUGGUGAAGCUGCCGGAGUUGCUGAGUUUCCUCAAAGGGCUGGAAGCGGCGCCGCCUGAGGAGGGAGGGGAGGCGGCGGGGAGCGCACGUGGAGAGUCGCUGCCGUACACGGAUGACACGGCCAUGAGCAGGUCGGUGGUGCAGUCACUGCUGGCCAAGCAGGAGUUCGAUGAGGUUGACAUGGCCAAGAGGUUUGCUGAGGAGUACAAGAAGGAGCCCAACAGGGGCUAUGGGAUGGCCGUGGUCAACGUCUUCAAGAAGCUCCUGAGCCCCAAGUGCAACGAUGUGUUUGAGCCCGCGAGGGCCCAGUUCAACGGGAAGGGCUCCUACGGGAACGGUGGGGCCAUGAGGGUGGCCGGCAUCCCCCUUGUCUAUCCCGACAUCCAGGAUGUCAAGAAGUUUGCGAAGCUGAGCGCAGAGCUGACCCACGCCAACUCCCUGGGCUACAACGGGGCCAUCUUGCAGGCCCUGGCUGUGCACCUGGCACUGCAGGAAGGGCUCAGUAGGGAAACCUUCCUGGAGCAGCUCAUCAGCCACAUGGAGCACGUGGAGGCAGAUGACAAGUCUCUCAGUGAUGCCCGAGCGCUGGGAUUUGAGGAUUUACCAUUUUCCAGGCGUCUAAAGAAAAUCAAGGAAUUUUUGGAGCUCAGCAGUGUUCCCAAAGCAGAUGUAUUGUCUGAGUUGGGCAAUGGCAUCGCUGCGCUGCGCUCCGUCCCCACUGCCAUCUACUCCUUCCUGCGCUGCAUGGACGCUGAUCCUGACGUUCCUGACCACUACAACGCCCUGCAGAGAACCAUUAUCUACUGCAUCUCCCUGGGGGGGGACACAGACACCAUCGCCACCAUGGCGGGGGCCAUCGCCGGCGCCUAUUACGGGGAGGAGCAGGUGCCCCCGAGCUGGGAGCAGAGCUGUGAGGCUUUCCAGGAGACCCAGAGGAUGGCCAAGAGCCUCUAUGAACUCUACUGCCAGCGGCUCUGAGCUCCGGGGCAGCUCCAGGGCUUUCCUGAAGGCAAAGGGAUGGUGAGCUCUGCUUCUGUGGUCAGGCCCAGCGAUGGAUCCACGCCAGCGAGCCUCACUGGGAAGGGCGCCUGCUGCUGUCAGCUGGGAGCUGGAGCCAGCCUGGAAAAGAGAGGACAUCCCUUCAGUCACAGAUCAGCUGGGAAGUGGCUGCACUUGGACAGUGGGUGCAGCUCCCUGAGUGUACACGAGUGUCUCAUUUUCCAUAGGAUUUCUGCUGAUUGCUUUGUCCACCAUUGUGCCAUUUGUCACUGCAGUCACUGGCAGGUGUCUGAAUCUGUGGACUUUCUCCCUGUUUUCCUCUGCUCCCAUGUCCAUGGGCUGUGUUUUGGUGGUCAGUGGCUUGUCCCCUGGUACAGCAGCAGGUCAUUCUCAGCUGGCCAGAUAAGGGGUGUCAUGGGAGUCACCAGAGAGGCCUGGUGGCCCAGGUUGUCACCUGUGCUGAAUUAGGAUAAUGGAACACAGAUUUCCAGGGAGGUUUGUUGCCUUAAAGGCAGAAUGAGAAGGACCAGAGAAGGGAGAAGGGAUUUCUUUGCAUUGCUGUUGGCUCUGUGAGAGACUUUUGAUGCCUGCAGACAAUCCCAGCUGCCUCAUUGUCCCUGCUGGGAGAGGGUGUCACUAAUUGCUGCUCCUCCUGUGUCCUUGGCCCUGUGAUCCAACAGGCACCUCCUGCACUUUGUGCCCCCUUGCACAGCUGCUGUCACACUGCUGCAGCCACUCUGGCUGCUCCUGUGUUCCCAAUCUAUGUAUCCUGUAUUUUUAAAGUCCUGUAUAUGCCCAGAGCACCAAGUUCCUGUUUUAAUCACAGAAUACCCCAAAUUGAAAGGGACCCACAAGGACCAUGAGAGUCCAGCUCCUGUGGAGUGCAGAUCUGGGAGUGGAAGUAGUACAGGGUUAGAAUGCCUGGUUCUACUGCAGUCAUACACAAAAGUGACUAGCAGGAUGCAGGAGUUAAUUUAUCACAGUCUCAGCCUCUGUACUUGGUAAAAAUUGCCCCAGAAUUACAGGGAGAGGUAGGUUAAUUGGGGACAUCAAUACUGAAAAGAAGCUGCUGCUGAUGGCCAAGAACAUUCUAGCACAGCUGUGUUCCAGAACUUCACAUUUAAAACCUUUUCCUAGUGGAGCUGGUCAAAAAGACAGAAACAGCUUGGGAAUGGCACAUCUAGGAAGGGUUUGAAGUUUUUUAAUAAUUGAAAACAAAAAGUGAUCAUAUGGAAAUGUUUAUAAACUUAAAUGUGACAGUGUAACUCUUGUUAUUUCUCCAGUAUGUCUUGUGACACCGGGAAGUGGUUGUGGUGCUCCCCAGUGGUGUCAGCACGUGGUGGCUCUGUCAGGCUGCAUGCACAUGUGGGAAUCUGGCUACCACAGGUCCUUCCAUUUUCCCCUGUUGUCUGCUCCCUUCAAGUGCCAGUCUUUUGUGUGAUGCUAUAAUGGGUUUUCCUUGUAUAAAUGGAUUCUUGUCCUGGGAACAUGUGGAAUUUUGGUCUGUUGUAUAUUUUUGUAUUGUGCUGCAGAUCUGAGCUGUAAAAUAUCAGUUUUCCAUAUUAUUCUGCCAGAGGGACAACCAGAUUCAUGUAAUUAUUUAAAAGAAAAUAUUUUUCUUUUAAAGCAACUUUAUAAUUUUAAAUGUUUGGAACUACUGGCAAGCAAAGAGCUCUUGUUAAAAGACUGGAGCUCUUUGUGCCUGACUUUAGAUGUGUACUAAACCCUUUAGUUUCCUUGGAAAGAAGUAAAGUCCCUCAGUUAUCUUUGUUAAGUA